This is a messenger RNA of Volvox carteri f. nagariensis, 735 nucleotides long. RefSeq lists its product as uncharacterized. The record is from RefSeq and is a predicted model, not a curated record. The coding region runs from base 1 to 735 and encodes 244 amino acids. Gene Ontology annotation, cellular component: membrane; cytoplasm. Lineage: Eukaryota; Viridiplantae; Chlorophyta; Chlorophyceae; Chlamydomonadales; Volvocaceae. The transcript is spliced from 4 exons.
AUGAUUGGAGGUGCAGGUGGCUGGGGUGGGAGACCCUAUCUGGGCCGACUACGAAGAGAGCACCGGAACGUGCGCAGGUCGUCUAGCUCGUCUUCAUCUGGAGCCGGUCCUAGUGGUCGCGCAAGCUACCUUGAAAAAGUUGCCGGAUGGGAAGGCCCGCUGAAGGCAGGACUUACUUCUGGCGCGCUGUCUGCCGUCGGCGACCUGCUGGCACAGGCUCUUAUCAGCCAGGCAGCCUCGCGCGAGGGCAGUCCCCUACCCGCUUACGACCCGCUGCGCACAGCGCGCAUGGCUGGGUACGGCUUCUCCUGGUACGGCCCCUGCCAGUACUACUGGUAUAACCUGCUGGACUGGCUCAUGCCAGUGAAGAACACCACCAACUUCCUGAGCAAGGUGGCCGCAAACCAGCUCAUCCUGGCGCCCAUCACCUUGAGCACCGUCUUCUCUUACAACCUGGCACUGAUGGGCAAGGCGGAGGCCAUUCCCAACAAGAUCAGAGACGACCUGUGGCCCACCAUGCAAAACGGUUGGAAGUUCUGGAUCCCCGCCGCCAGCCUCAACUUCUACUGCGUGCCGUUGAAGUACCAGGUGUUGUACAUGUCGGCAUGCGGCGUGCUGUGGACAGCCUACUUGUCGUACACAAGCAACAUGCCGACACCCUCGGAAAAGGCGGCUGCGGCAGCACCGGCGGCAGCGCCCGUAAAGAAGUCGUGCUGUAGCGGAAAGUGCAAGUGA